UCGAGGAAGCCAUGGCUGCAGGGAGCGCAGUCAAAGACCUGUGCGAAGAAGCCACCUGCUCCAUCUGCCUGGACUUCUUCAGGGACCCGGUGAUCCUCACAGAGUGCGGCCACAAUUUCUGCCGAGCCUGCCUGACCCACAGCUGGGGGGACUUGCAGGGGGCGGCAGAGGCUUCCUGCCCACAAUGCAGAGGAAGAGCACAAGGAGGGACCCUCCGGCCGAACCUGCAGCUGGCCAACUUUGUGGAAAUUGCCAAAAGAUUGUCGCUUCAGGAGGGAAAAGAGGCAGGUGUGAAGGGGGGAGAAGAAAAGGGGGGGAUCUGCGAGAAGCACCGGGAGCCCCUGAGGUUUUUCUGCCAGGAGGACGAAGCCCCCGUUUGCCUGGUCUGCGGGAUAUCCAAGGAGCACAGAGAUCAGGAAGCAGUCGUGGCCGAUAGAAAAGGGAGAGUUUGCCAAAAGCACCAAGAACCUCUAAAGCUCUUUUGCAAGGAUGACGAAGCCCUCAUCUGUGUGGUCUGUGACCGAUCCAAGGAGCACAGAGAUCACGAGACCCUUCCUCUUGACGAGGCCUCCCAAGAGUACAAGGAUCGAUUCCGUGCUUGUCUGGAGAAGCUGAAGGAGGAGAGAAAAAGAGUUGUAGUGUGUAAAGCUGGUGUAGUGAGGAAAAGCCAGAACCUACUAAAGCAAACCACAGAACAGAAACAAGAGAUGGUAGCCAAAUUCAGGGAACUGCACACUUUUCUGGAGGAACAAGAGAAACGUCUGCUGGCCCAGAUGGAAGAGGUGGAGAAGGAGGUGGCAAAAAACCGGGAUCAGCACCUGGUUGAGUUGUCUGAGGCCCUCUCCUCUCUGGACAGCCUCAUGCAGGAGAUGGAGGAGAAGUGUCAGCAGCCGGCCACUGAACUCCUGCAGGAUGCCAGAAGCACCUUGCUAAGGUAUGAAGAAAAGGAGGCUUUUAAGAAUCCAGUUUUUCCUCUUUCACUGACGUGGCGCGUUUUGGACUGCUCAGAUUUAAAUCACUUUUUGGAGGGCAUCAAGAGGCAACUCAAAGACUCUUUUGAUUCUGGACUUCUCCUGCAGAAAGCAAAUGUGACUCUGGAUCCAGACACGGCCCAUCAGGAGCUCAUCCUGUGUGAGGAUCGUAAAAGCAUAAGGGAUGGAGAAAAAUCUCAAACUCUUCUUGACAAUCCUGAGAGAUUUGAUGUUUAUGGUGCUGUGCUUGGCUGUGAGGGGUUCACAGGAGGCCGCCAUUUCUGGGAAGUCCUUGUGGGAAGUAAGGGAGAAUGGGCUGUGGGGGUGGCCAGGAAGUCUGUGAGGAGGAAGGGAGCGGAUAUCUUUAGUCCUGAACAAGGAAUCUGGGAAUUGGGUAAGUGGGGAGGGCAGUAUAGGAUUGCCAUAGAAGACAAUAACCUUCUCCUGUCCCUCAAUGCUAAGCCCAAGAGGAUCCGAGUCUGUCUGAACUAUGAUGGGGGUCGAGUGGCCUUUUUUGAUGCUGACCAAGCAGUCCUCAUCUAUGAGUUCUCUGGAGCAUCCUUCUCUGGAGAGACCCUCCUGCCCUUCUUUUGGGUGAAUAAAAAUGGCCACCUCAAACUCUCUUCUUAAGACCUUUUCUUCACACCAGGAGCAUCAGUCAGAAAAUAUUGUUUCUCAGAAGCUCCCCCCUUUAGUUCUGUCAAGGCCUCUCCAGGCUCCCAGCCACCAAAACCGACUCGAGUAAAAUGGGGACAUUUCCCCCCCAUUCCCUAAUAUUCCUCUUUUUACUUUGUAUCUUAUCUGAGAAUAACAAUAACAUAUUUAUAAAUUUAUAAAGAAUUUAUAAAGAAUAACAGGCUGGUUGUCAAGGAAGCUCUGGUUGGGAAUCCCAUUUCUCAAAGUGGAUUUUCCUACCUGAUUUCCAAGUUUCCCUCAUUUUCAAGGUGCUAUAAAUUGAGUGUUGGAUAUUUCAGUUUGAGAGGGAAAACCUUCAUUUAUGAAAUAGCAGUAUAUAAAGGCAAACGUCUGGAAUGCCAUAGUGUUGAUUUCUGGGGUCUCGCACAUAAUUGGUGUUUGAUGUUUGGGAGGAGAACUGAAAUUACCUUCAGCCACUCCAAAGUUUCCGCUUCAGCUUGUGCUGCUGCCUCCUUUGCUGUUGCUCAGAUGCACCUUUCUGGGCAGGAGACAUCAUGAAGGCAGAUGUUUUCUAGCACUGUGAACUGGACUGGAGAGCUUCCGUUGGCCACAAUCAUGUAUGCAGAUUGAAUGCUGGCUUAGCUCUGUUUUGACCCCUGUGUGUGUACCUGGUUGUCUGAUGUGCCUUCAUUAAAAAGUAAAUUUCUAAA
This is a messenger RNA of Sphaerodactylus townsendi, 2317 nucleotides long. Its product is annotated as E3 ubiquitin-protein ligase TRIM39-like. The transcript has 8 exons. The coding region runs from base 12 to 1601 and encodes 529 amino acids. The record is from RefSeq and is a predicted model, not a curated record. Gene Ontology annotation, molecular function: protein binding; zinc ion binding. Lineage: Eukaryota; Metazoa; Chordata; Lepidosauria; Squamata; Sphaerodactylidae.